GAAGAAGGCUCCAGUCGACGCUGCGUGACUGUUGACAGCACCGUGGACUUGUUGUCAUGGAGCGAUGUUUUAGUGUCAGCAGGGAUGAUUCAGCUCCCUGCUCCCCACCUCCUCCAGCAUCUCCUCCUCACAUCCUCCCCCUCUCAGCGCCUCCCUCCUCUCCCCCAUCAGCCGUGACUCCUCCUCCUCCUCCUCCUCCUCCUCCUCCACAAGGACGGUUCAGCUUUGCAGGAGCCAUGGUGGACGUCAGUAAGUGGCCCCUGUUUUCUCUGCUGAGCCACGAGGAGCUGUCCACCAUUCGGCAGGCGUGCGUUUUUGGCAUCUACGCCAAUGAGGCCAUCUAUGUCACACAUGCCAACGAGGUGUUCGUGUUUGGCUUCAACAGCAGCAGCUGCCUCGGCACAGGAGACAGCCUGAGCACCAUCGUGCCCAAGAAGUUGGAUUUCCUGAGGGGGAAGAAGGUGAUCAGCCUGAGCUACGGCAGCGGACCUCACGUCCUUUUAGCUACAGAGGAUGGACAGCUGUUUGCGUGGGGACAUAACGGCUACAGUCAGCUGGGGAACGGCAGCACCAACCAGGGCCUCUCCCCGGUCCUCGUCACCUCCAACCUGCAGAGCAAGAAGGUGAAAGAAGUGUCGUGUGGCUCGCAUCACUCCAUGGCGCGCACUCAUGAUGGAGAGGUGUUUGCAUGGGGUUAUAAUAACUGUGGCCAGGUGGUUCAGGUCCUGUUUGACAACACGGCCAACCAGGUCCUGUUUGACAAAGAGAGUGAGGUUCAGGCUCCUGCAGAAGACCGAGUUUUCCAGGUCGUGUGCGGCUACGGCCACUGCCUGGCUCAAACAGACGAGGGUCUGCUGUACGCCUGGGGAGCAAACACCUACGGUCAGCUGGGAACGGGCAACAAGAGCAACCAGCUGAGCCCUGUGCAGGUCCUGUCUGACAAAGAGAGGGUGGUCGAGGUCGCUGCGUGCCAUUCCACACACACCUCAGCUGCCAGGACACAGAGUGGGCAGGUAUACAUGUGGGGUCAGUGUCGAGGUCAGUCCAUCGUUACGCCACAUCUCACUCACUUCAUGAACAGAUCACCAAUAAAACAGAGAAGAAGAAGGAGAACAUGGAAAUGCAUUCACGUACACAAAGCUGUGCUAAAAAUAAGGUGUGAGCAUUUCCGCUCCAUGUUCCGCUCUCAGUGGACGGAGGAUCAGCAGGACGUGAUCGAGAUCGGACAGUUCUCCUACCCCGUCUACAGAUCAUUCCUGCAGUUCCUCUACACGGACACCGUUGACCUUCCCCCCGAGGACGCCAUCGGCCUGUUGGACCUGGCCACCUCGUACUGUGAGAACCGGCUGAAACGUCUGUGUCAGCAGAUCAUCAAAAGAGGGAUCACUGUGGAGAACGCCUUCACGCUGCUGUCCGCCGCCAUACGAUACGAUGCAGAGGACUUGGAGGUGUUCUGCUUCCGGUUCUGUGUGAACCACCUGACUCAGGUGACGCAGACCGGAGCUUUCUGGCAGGUAGACGGAGCCAUGCUGAAGGAGUUCAUCAGCCGGGCCAGCCGCUGCGGAGCCUUUAAGAACUGAGCGUGAUUAACGCACGUUUCUGUGAACUGCACUCUCGCUGAGGUGGGCGUGGUCGCCGCUCCACGUGUCGCCAUUCUGAUCACAUUCCUGAGAGAGACAGCUUCAGCAGCGAUGUAGCAGAAAAAAAGCACUUUGGCCACUUCCUGUGGAGUCACCUACAUUAUCUUUACAUGCCGUCUUUAUACUUGAAUGUUCUUCAGCAGCACAUCCUCACAGGUCAUCCUUUCCUUCAGGAGUAAACACUGGAGGGAUUUAUUUAAGAGAAAGAGAAACACUGGUUAGCAUAGCGCCUGUUUUCAGGCUCCUUAUUGAGCUGAGCCUUUACAAUGACGGAGAAAUGUUAUGUUAGGAUCCUACUUGAGCAUAUUUAGGGUAUUUUCAGCAGCUGGCAGAGAUUGGACCAGAACAACUGAAAAGCUGUCUUCAACAGAACAGAGGGCUCAGAUUUUUAUUUUUAUUUGUCUGUGUCCCAGCGUAUACAUGAUGCAGUCCUCUCCAAAGCCCUUCAGAUGUUUUCAUCUCAUUUGUCUGCUUACAGAUCGGCCUCCCUGGGCUCCUUUUUUUUUAUUUUAUUUUUUAUUUUACAUAUUUUUAUUUUAUUUUAAUUGCAAUUUUUUAUUUUUGUUAAAAUUAUUUUACUAUUGUUAUUUUUUUACCUUUAUUUUAUUUUAUUUUAUUUUAUUUUUUAUUUAUUACUUUUAUUAUAUAUAUUUUUUAAUCUCAGGAAAUGGAUGUGGCUCUCCUGAUCCUCCUCUCAAUCGGGAGAGGAGGGUGAACUUCCUUCCAAGCGGGGAGGGCCAACAGAUCCUGGGGGCGGGGCUUACUCCCCACAUGACAUCACAUUCACAUUUUCUGAAGGGUGGAGAAAGAGAGGGUGGGGGGAUUGUGGACAGGGGUCACAUAUUUUUGUUAGAAAAACCUGAAAGUGUAUUUAGCGUGACAUGUGACCUUUAAAGGGGUCACACUGAGCAUGCUCAUAUACCUGCAGUCAUUCCGGUCCAAUCAGAGGCUGCCAGCUCACACCAGAGUCAUUCCAAACCGUCUUACAUUGCUGAUUUUUACUCUUAUUUCUAUAAAGUAGGUCUCAAGUUUAGAUUAGUCUUAAAGAAAGCUUUUGAGUUGAUAAGAGACGCUAAGCUCAGCCCUCAUUGGUGGUGUUUCAAGGUCAUUUGAUUGGCUGAUUUCUGCACAUAUUUACAGUCAAAGAAACAAAGUUGGAUGUAUUAUAUUUGUGUUUUUAUACUCCAGUCUGUUUGCUCUGGGAUGUUUCAUUCUGCCUCAUGUAAAUGUGUUCAUAGCACUUUAAGAAAGCACAUCUUUAUCUUUCUGCUCUGUUAAGAAGGUAGUUGAAUUAUUUUAAAUGUUGUGGGGGAAGCAUUAGGAAAAGAAUGUUGCACUAAAGAAGUUACAGUAGCAAACAUUUAAGGCAGCGCUACGUGACUAGCAGCUUUUUCCUCCCUCUGAAAUGAUAACAGGAUAUUCCUGCUAACACGGGGAUGUUUUACUGGUUAGGGAGCUUUGUUCUGUGGUAAUUAUUGAAAAGCUUCCCGUUCCAUGACGACAACAAGCUUGAGCAAUGUGUAAACGCUGAAAUGCUUGGAAAAGCUGUUUCUCUUCUGCUGUUAAGUUUUAGCACUCAGAUCUGUUCCUGGUAUUAGGUUUGUACGCUCACUGACCACUUUAUUAGGUACGCCUUUUCAGCAGCUCUUUAAUGAUCUAAUCAGUCACAUGGCAGGAAGCGAAGCAUUGGACACGCAGACAUGCCGCAGACGAUGUGCUGAAGUUUGUUAAUAGGUGUACCUAAUGAAGUGGUCAGUGAGUGUAGUUCUGUUUGCACUCAGAUGCUUGAAAUAACCGUUUUAAUGUGGUUUAUUAUGAUAGCGCUGAUUCCUUUAGGGUCAAAAGUAGCUGUACACGCUUUCAGCAGGGUUACAGUUCUUGAUUUGUUUUAUAUGACAAACUGGGAAAAUGCUUUCUGUUUUAAUACGAUAAAGUUUAUUUUUAUUGUGCUUUGUUAGGCCUUUAUUUACUGAGAAAAAGUAUUUUAAAGUGCAGAUAUUUUCUCUUUUAUUACAGCUUAUAGCACACGGGUUUACUAUGAGGUGUUAAAUAAAUGUAUGUUUUGCUGUUAUACUGUUACAGCUGAUUUUAUUUUGUUUUUAUACUUAGUUCUGGGUUGACAUGUUUCUGAAAUAAAUAACUUGAAACUAA
Messenger RNA from Cheilinus undulatus (humphead wrasse), 3791 nucleotides. Its product is annotated as RCC1 and BTB domain-containing protein 1-like. Gene Ontology annotation, molecular function: protein binding. Lineage: Eukaryota; Metazoa; Chordata; Actinopteri; Labriformes; Labridae. The record is from RefSeq and is a predicted model, not a curated record. The coding region runs from base 57 to 1580 and encodes 507 amino acids. The transcript is spliced from 13 exons.